ACGACCAGAGCCACUUCCGGUUUGUAGCUUCCGACAUGAUCGCGAGGACAUCAGAGCUCCUGCCAAGAGUCUGCUCACACAGUUAUAAAGGACCAGUGCGGUGAUAUUUUAUCAUUGUAGUUAAAAUCAUGAAUAUUCUCAGCAGCUCUAAGAAACUGGUGUCAUCGGUGUUUAGAAGAAGCGCUUUUGUGGAGCAAGCGCUUGUUUUCAGAAGCAUCGGUUCUGUCCCCAAAGCUCGUUGUCUCAACCUGUGUUGCGCUCAAAGAUUGAAAGAAAGUCUCCUGUCAUGCCGUCACGGGAACCGCGUGACGUCACUCACCCGACACCUCGCGGCUCAGAGACCGUGUUCGCCGCUGCGGGGGGGCGACGAGUGUUCAAACAGCAGCACUGACAUGUCCCAUGAGGAGGACAUGGACGGGGACAGCGGGACCCUCAGUCAAAGAGCCCCUGAAGCUUUCACUCUUGACGUGUUGGUGUCUCUACUGCGUCAGGAGAACGCAGUGGACAUCUGUGUGAUUAAAGUACCUGAGCAGAUCAAAUACACAGAGUAUUUCCUCGUUGUCAGCGGCGUCUCAACGAGACACAUCCGCGCAAUGGCCCUUUAUGCCCUCAAAGUGUCCAAAUUUCUAAAGAAAAGUGGAGCUCCGUCUGUCAAGAUUGAAGGGAAAGAUGCAGAGGACUGGAUGUGUAUUGACUUUGGAAAUAUGGUCGUUCAUUUCAUGCUACCAGAGACCAGAGACGUGUAUGAAUUGGAGAAACUCUGGACUCUCCGCAUGUAUGAUGAGCAGUUGAAGAGCAUGCCCACCGAGACGCUGCCAGAAGACUUCAUCUACGAUGCUGAAGACACAAAGUGACUAAUCAUCUGAGCGCUGCGCAGACUCAACUGCUUCCUUUCACUUCCUCCAUCAUCUCUUUUUGCGGUGUUUGAAAUGGAAAGGGUUUAAACGACAGUACUUUUGUAAGCACUUCUUCCCGUCAUAAUAAUUAACCUUUCUUUUCCCGUUAUUUAACCAUUCGAGGACGACAGGUGGUAUCUGUAUAGUAACGGUAUUUAUGUUCAACUGAUUCUUGACAUUGUGGUGGUUAAAAUUAAAUUCUUUUACAACCACCCUAAAUAUCUUUUGCAUGUUCUACAUGAAAGUUAAAAAAAAAAAAAAGGUUUUAUUGCAAUAGUGAAUUUGAAUUGUUUAUUAUAGGUACUAAGUACAAAGAGUGGACGCUCUUUUCUUCUUCUUUUUUUUCUUUUUUAAACCCAAUAUUCAAGAAACCACAAGAACUAAAAAGUUCUGCUGAAGCACAUCACUACACAUACUGGCUCACCUGCUGUACAAGAUUCCUUUUGGCUGUGCGGGGAGAGCAAAUGUAUUGUGAAGACAUUAUUUGUGGAGUUGCCAAAGGUGUAAGUGCUGAUGUGCAUUCACUUUCAUGUACGAAGAAGUUGCUCAGUGAAUCGGUAAUACGAGUGGGUCUAUUCGCACUCGGGCGACUCACAAAGCUUCUGCAGGCUAAAACUCUCUUCUGCAAAUCAUCAGCAUUUGGAGUUCUUGCCUAAAACAAUGUACUAAAUGAUUUGAUUAAAUUAUAAAACUGGAUUUUUCAAUUAUUCUUCUAUUGACAUGAGGAGGAAACGCACUGAUGAAUUAGUGCACACACAGCGGACACUAACAACUAUUCUACCUUUUCACCUCCUCAAGUGACCAUUCCGGCUCAUUUACUUGUUUUAAGUCACGCUGUGUGAGAACAUUAGCUAAAUGCAAAAUGUAAUGAGGCAUGAGCCACCAACACAGAGCCUGCUGGGACUUUGGGGUUAGAAUGUUUUUGUUCAUGGUGCAAAGAAUGACUCACGCGAAAAAGAUUCUCAAAUAGAGAUUUCAUAUUUACCUCCCAUACAAAAAUUUCUCAUCUAAAGCCAAUAAAAAUGUUUCAAACUUG
Gasterosteus aculeatus aculeatus (three-spined stickleback) is the source of this 1932-nucleotide messenger RNA. RefSeq names its product mitochondrial assembly of ribosomal large subunit 1 (gene malsu1). Gene Ontology annotation, molecular function: ribosomal large subunit binding. Gene Ontology annotation, biological process: negative regulation of translation; negative regulation of ribosome biogenesis. The record is from RefSeq and is a predicted model, not a curated record. Lineage: Eukaryota; Metazoa; Chordata; Actinopteri; Perciformes; Gasterosteidae. Gene Ontology annotation, cellular component: mitochondrion.